ACCUCAGACACCUCAGACGCACUGUGUGUGUGUGUGUGUGUGUGUGUGUGUGUGAUUAAAGUGGAUUUAGUGUUGGACUGAGCAGCAGACAGUGAACAGUUUGGAGACUCUCUCUCUGACGUCAGGAGGCGAGCUGGAGUCUGUCAGUGACAUCAUCAACAGGUGACACCCUUCCCAUGGUGCCCUGCUUCCUCCGGGGUCGCCAUGGGAGACGAGUCUUACCCAGAAUGCCGAGCCCAGGAGCUGUUUGAUGAGUUUGUGUCAGCGUCGACCUGCAGGGCGGCGCUGCGGUCCUUUGGCCAGCUGUGUGAACAUCUGCAGCUGGACCAGAGUGCUGCCGAAAGGCCGCUCUAUCGACCAAUCAAACACCGCCUCAACUACUGGAGGGCCAACGCUCUGUGGGCGAAACUGGAUCGUAGGGCUGCUCAGCAGGAGUACCUGAAGGCCCGGGCCUGCAGCGGCACCACGUGUGUGAUCAUCGGGGCUGGGCCCUGCGGUCUGAGAACGGCGGUGGAGCUGAGCUUCAUGGGAGCUCGGGUGGUGCUGCUGGAGAAGAGAGACUCUUUCUCCAGGAACAAUGUGCUCCACCUGUGGCCCUUCACCAUCCAUGACCUGCGGGGCCUCGGCGCCAAAAAGUUCUACGGAAAGUUCUGCGCCGGCUCCAUCGACCACAUUAGUAUCCGUCAGUUGCAGCUGGUCCUGCUAAAGGUCGCCUUACUGCUGGGGGUCGAAGUCCAUGUCAACGUGGAGUUUAAGAACCUGGUGGAGCCUCCAGAAGACCAGAGACACAAGGAGGGCUGGAGGAUGGAGGUGAGUCCAAAGUCUCAUCUCGUCAAUCAGCUGGAGUUUGAUGUGAUAAUUGGAGCAGACGGACGCAGGAACACGCUGCCAGGUUUCAGGCGUAAAGAGUUCAGGGGAAAGCUUGCCAUCGCCAUCACGGCAAACUUUAAGAAUAGAAACACCACAGCUGAGGCCAAAGUGGAGGAGAUCAGCGGCGUGGCAUUCAUCUUCAACCAGAGGUUCUUCCAGGAACUACGACAAGAAACGGGGAUCGACCUGGAGAACAUUGUCUACUAUAAAGACGACACGCACUACUUUGUGAUGACGGCAAAGAAACAGAGUCUGUUGGAGAAAGGAGUCAUCCUGCAGGACUUCGCAGACACCGAACAGCUCCUCUCUCGGGGGAAUGUGGACCAGAAUGCAUUGCAGGCGUAUGCCCAUGAGGCUGCCAACUUCUCGACCAAUCACCAGCUGCCAUCUUUGGAUUUUGCUAUGAACCACUACGGUCAACCAGACGUCGCCAUGUUCGACUUCACCUGCAUGUACGCGUCCGAGAAUGCCGCCAUUGUCCGCCAACGCCACGGACACCAGCUGCUCAUCACGCUGGUGGGAGAUAGUCUGCUGGAGCCCUUCUGGCCGAUGGGGACCGGUGUAGCUCGUGGGUUUCUGGCUGGUCUGGAUUCAGCCUGGAUGAUCAGGAGCUGGUCUCAGGGAGCAGCUCCUCUGGACGUGCUGGCUGAGAGAGAGAGUUUGUAUCGUCUCCUCCCGCAGACGACUCCGGAGAACAUGCAGAAGAACAUUAGCCUGUUCUCUGUAGAUCCAACGACACGAUAUGUCAACAUCAACCAUCUGACCAUCACACCUGCUCAGGUGAGACACCUGGUGGACACAGGAGAGAAGGCGGGGCUAAAUACAAACUGUGGUGACAUCAUCCGCCUGCCCUCACCCAGAUUCCCCAGAGAGGAGUCCUUCUCUCAGUCCAAUCAGCUGCUGACUUGGUGUCAGGAACAGACUCGUGGUUACCGUGGCGUUGCCGUUGAUGACCUGACUACUUCCUGGAAGAGUGGCCUUGCUCUGUGUGCUCUGAUCCACAGAUACAGACCUGACCUCAUACACUUUGACUCUCUGGAUCAGUCGUCUGUGGAAGAAAACACUCGUCUGGGCUUCGACAUGGCUGAGCGGGAGUUUGGGAUUUCUCCUCUGAUGACGGUGGAGGAGAUGUGGUCUGUAGGAGAACCAGACUCUCUGUCUAUGGUCAUGUACCUGAGUCAGUUCUACCAGCUGCUCAAAGACUCUCCACCCCCUGCUGGCUCGUUGUGUCACAGCUCUGACCUGAGGUCAGCUCUCAUCACUCCGGCCUCCCUCCUCAGCAGACUGGGACACAGUCCGUCCAGGAGAAAGAAACCGAACGAGCAGAUCGAUGCUGCAGGUAAAAGGAGGAAGACCAGUCGGCCUGGUCAAGAGCAGCACGAGUCAUGUGACCUAAAUGGUGACGUCGAGAGCCAGAUGUGUGACGAGGUGUUUGUGGGCGGGUCCAGUGGAUCCAGAGUUCGUCUGAUGGCCAAUCAGCUGCAGGCGAAGCUGGACGAGAGCUCGUCUACCUGCAGGAGUUCUUCUUCUUCUUCUUCUGCUGUUGCGGCUUUACGUCGACAGAAGAAACGAACUCUUCAACAGGAACAGAUGAGUUUUCGGUUCAAAGAGAAGCUCAAGUCUCAGAGUGUUGACACCAAGGAUGAGCAGUGUAUUCAGAUGUACACUGUUGGAGUGAGCUCAUUGGCUGAGCAGAUAGCCAAUCGAAGUCAGCCACAGGAGGAAGUGAGUUCGUUUGCAGUGAGCUGCAGUGACGUGUGUUUCCUGUGUAAGAAGAGAGUUUAUGUGAUGGAGCGUGUCAGUGCAGAGGGAUUGUUCUUCCAUCGCAGUUGUUUCCAGUGUGAUUACUGCAGCAGCACACUCAGACUCGCUGCAUAUGCCUACGACCAACACAGCGGGAGGUUUUACUGCCUUCAGCACUUUGACUGUCGUCUGAACGCCACGACCGUGAGGAAGAGACCGGCGCCAUCUGACAGAGCUGCUUCACACCGAACGUCUAUAGCGUCUCUAGCUUCAGCUCCCUCGCUCUCCUCCACUGACUCUCUGAUCUCAGCCGACCACCGCCGCCCGUCAGCGGUUUCUGUGAUGGCGGCGAUGCCUGAGAGGGUGGAGCUGGAAAACUACCGACGGAGCUCCACCAAGGCAGAGAAGGAGCUUGAGGAGGAACCCAAGGAGGUCUCUGAGGAGACCCUGAACUGGUUCAACCUGGGCGUGGAGCAGAAACACAACCGCAGGUCCAGUUCAGAGUCUGAGAUGGAGGAGGAGGAGGGGGAGAACAGAGGAGGAGGUCGACAUCGUGUGACUUCAGAGGAGGCCAGAAGUUCAUGGAAGGAAACUCUGCAGCUUCACCUGAGAAACACCCAGGAAGAGGAGGGGGAGGAGGAGGAGGGGGAAGUAGAGGAGGAUGAGGAGGCGGGAGGCAGUGAGGUGGAGACCAGCGACGAGGGGGAGUACAGCCCUUGGGAGAUGGAGCGUCGUUCAGGUCUGUGGCUCCUGAUAGAGGAGGAGACAGAGGAGGACCUCACUCCUGGCGUCUCUCAGAGUCCCUCCCCAGCUGAAGGAAGUGACAUCACACACUCUGUCACACCUGUGGAGCCGGACUCCACCUCCAGCCUGUCAUCAUGUAUCACUUCCUCCACACCUUCAUCUGUGACUCCGCCCCCCUGCACCACAACCUCCACUGCCUCCUUCAUCGCCACACCUGACUCCACCCACGAUGAGGGCAGAGACACAGCUCUGCCCACACACCUCACACCUGCUAUCGUCACGGAAACAGUUGCCCAGAGACAUGUCCCCCGACAACCUGUUGCUGGAGGGCGGGGCUCGUUCGAUGACAUCAGUCCUGAGCUGCCCCCGAAGAAGCCCCUACUGUUGCAGGAGAGAGGGGCGGGCACAGAUGAGGAAGUGGCGGAGUCAGAGUGGAUGAGGAGGAGGAAGAGACAUAAAGGAGCUCACAGCCUCCCCCCUCGCCUCCUCCUUCCCCCUCUGCAGGGCGGGAGCGGGGCUCUUCUCCUCCAGCUAAAGGGUCUCAGGGAGACUCUGCCUCCCGGACAGGUGGAGGUGGAAGGAGGCGGGGCCAGAGCUCUGUGGAGGGCAGUGUUCUCUGGAAACAAGAGGGAGAAGAGAGGCAGGACUUUACCUCCAGAGAGAGAAACAGCCAAUCAGAGGAGAGCUAAAGAUGUGAGAGGAGGUCUGAGUCUGACGGAAGAGUCUGAACUGGACUCGUCCACUCUGCUCCAGAGAUGUUCACUGACACCCAGAAACAAUCCUGCGUAUGUUCCUCAUGCUCUGGCUUUUAAACGAUCGUACGCCAUCAAGAGACGCUCUGUGAAGGACAGAGUUCCCCUCCAGGACUCUGAUGGACAGUCCUCUUGUCCCACAGAGGUUGUGGGGGUCCUGGUCCAGCCCAAAGAGCCGUCCAGUCUGAGUGUGAAGGAGACCAUGUUCCAAAGAGGACAACAGGACGAGGACGAAGACCUGGAUACAAAAAUCACCCGACGAGUUCAGAGAGCUGCUCGAAGACAGGCCAAACAGGAACAGCUAAAGAGACUUCACAAGGCUCAGAUGAUCCAGAGACAGCUGCAGCAGGUGGAGGAGAAACAGAGGCAGCUGGAGGAGAGAGGAGUGAUGGUGGAGAAAGCUCUCAGAGGAGAAGCUGAUUACUGGGGCGAAUCUAACGACAGUCAAGACCUCGACCUUCACUUGGGAGGACUGGGUAGACUGGAUAAUCCGGCUCUGAUGCAGCAGUGGUUCCAGCUGGUUCAGCAGAAGAACUCUCUGGUUCGAUAUGAAUCUGAACUCAUGAUAUUCGCUCGAGAGCUGGAGUUGGAGGACAGACAGAGUCGACUGCAGCAGGAGCUCAGAGAGAGGAUGGCAGUGGAGGACCACCUGAAGGAGGACUGGCAGCUGGUGGAGGAGCGUUUGAUCCUGGAGGAGAUGUUGGACGUGGUGGAGCAAAGAGACUCUCUGGUGUCUCUGCUGGAGGAACAGAGACUGCAGGAACGGCAGGAAGACCAGGACCUGGAGGAAGUCAUGAUGACCCGGGGACUGGGACUCAGCUGGAGCUGAAACUGGUCUGAACUGGUCUGAACUAAUCUGCAGGUACUCUGCUGGACUUGAGCCAGUCUGGACACCAAUACUAUGCUAACCGCUGUUCUUUGACUUUUUGAGAAUUUGGUCCAAAACUGAAGUGGACUCAUGGAGACCAAACCCAGAACAGACAAGUAUGAAUCCAUUUUCAAAAGCGUAAGAACAGAAACAGACCUGAAGACAGCCAGAGACGUGUUUGUCCCAUCAGCUCCUGUGAGAUUCUGAUUCCAGAUUACAGUUGAACUGAACUCUACGGUACCAGAUAGAUAAUGUCCUCAGUGUCCCAGAGCAGAGAUAACAGUUUCAGACACGUCUCAACUGGUUCUAGAGGACAGACCACUUCAGAGACCACGUUGACCCUCAGUCCAUCAUAUUCCAAUCAAAUCCCCCACUUAGAGCCCAGAUUUAAUUCCAUUAAGAAAUUCUAUUCCUGAAAUUAUCAACCCCCCCACCCCCCACCCCCCACCCAUAUUCAACUCAUCCUGUAAGUGACUAACUUUAACUAGUUAACUGAGUAACUUGAACUGGUUAACUCAGUGACUCGAACUGGUAUACGGAGUAACUUGAACUUGUUAACUGAGUAACUUGAACUGGUUAACUGAUUAACGAACUAUCAACAGAGUAACUUGAACUGGUUAACUUAGUGACUCGAACUGGUUAACGGAGUAACUUGAACUGGUUAACUGAGUAACUUGAACUAUUAACAGAGUAACUUGAACUGGUUAACUGAUUAACUUGAACUGGUUAACUUAGUAACUUGAACUGGUUAACUUAGUAACUUGAACUGGUUAACUGAGUAGCUUGAACUAGUUAACUGUGUAACAAACUAUUAACAGAGUAUCUUGAACUGGUUAACUUAGUAACUGGAACUGAGUAACUUGAACUAGUUAACAGUGACUUGAACUAGUAAACUGAGUGGUGAUCAGGUUUUAGGUCCACCACUGUAGCGAUGGCAACAGUUUGAGCUUUAGAACUAAAUGUUUAGCAGUAAAUUCUGAGCUGUAUUAAAGUAGUUGUAUUGAUUAUUGUGCCAACACCAUCAGCUGUUGAUCACCUGUCUGCCUUAUCUCAUCUCCACUUGCCAUUGAUCAAUAACUGUUUAUUAAUCCUCUUCCUAUGAACAUGUUGAUGUCAUGUGAUGAGCAGGUGGUUAUUAAUGUGACUAACUCUAAUGGUCUAAUAAAGACUUUAACUUUGA
Seriola aureovittata is the source of this 6157-nucleotide messenger RNA. RefSeq names its product microtubule associated monooxygenase, calponin and LIM domain containing 3b (gene mical3b). Bases 205 to 4938 code for a protein of 1577 amino acids. The record is from RefSeq and is a predicted model, not a curated record. NCBI's taxonomy places the organism in Eukaryota, Metazoa, Chordata, Actinopteri, Carangiformes, Carangidae. Gene Ontology annotation, molecular function: FAD binding; protein binding. The transcript is spliced from 33 exons.